This is a messenger RNA of Rasamsonia emersonii CBS 393.64, 462 nucleotides long. RefSeq lists its product as uncharacterized. Lineage: Eukaryota; Fungi; Ascomycota; Eurotiomycetes; Eurotiales; Trichocomaceae. The transcript has 3 exons. The record is from RefSeq and is a predicted model, not a curated record. Bases 1 to 462 code for a protein of 153 amino acids.
AUGUCCACUGCUAUUAUCCCUUCUGCAUCAGCUAAAUUCGAUCUUCAAUACAAGGGCAUUCCUGUUAUCUACUGUCAGUCUGUCAUCAUGUCAGCGCCUGAAAAAAAAAACGUCACCUCGGCUGAGAAAGGCAGUCAGCUUCCAAAGGACGGUGACAAAGAAGUCAUCCAGGUGGAUAAAGACCAACAAGAGGCAGAUGUACUCGAGCAGCUGUUAAGGAAAAUACGGCGGGACGUUCAGCAAGCUGAAUUUCUGUCCGCCCUAGGUCUCAAGGACAUGUCUGAUGCCCUGACGAGAAAGAUCGGUGAUAACAUAGAAUAUAUCAAAAAGAAGGAACCGGGGCUAGUGGCUCGAGGGGUCCUCCCACCAGCCGAGGAGGUUGAGGCUGAGUACCAACUUCAACGCAGCCAAAAGAAGCUCCGUGAGAGUGAGAGUGGUAAUGUUAGCGGCAGCGGUCGCUGA